Messenger RNA from Zootoca vivipara (common lizard), 874 nucleotides. RefSeq names its product ribosomal protein L6 (gene RPL6). The record is from RefSeq and is a predicted model, not a curated record. Gene Ontology annotation, cellular component: ribosome; cytosolic large ribosomal subunit. NCBI's taxonomy places the organism in Eukaryota, Metazoa, Chordata, Lepidosauria, Squamata, Lacertidae. Gene Ontology annotation, molecular function: structural constituent of ribosome; RNA binding. Gene Ontology annotation, biological process: cytoplasmic translation; ribosomal large subunit assembly.
UUCUCUUUUGCGCCGAGGUCCCGGAUAUUGCCUCCUUUUCCCUUCUCCGAAGAUGGCGGGCGAGAAGAAAGCAAAGAGGGUUCGGAAGGUUCAUACCAGCCGCAACCCAGUGCUGGCUCGGGGAAUCGGGAGGUAUUCCCGGUCUGCCAUGUAUGCUCGGAAGGCCAUGUACAAGCGCAAGUACAAAGCUCCAGAAACUAAGAUAGAAAAGAAGAAAAGAGAGAAAGAGCCAGCUACUAUCACGAAGCCUGUUGGAGGUGAUAAGAAUGGAGGCAACAGGGUGGUCAAACUUCGCAAAAUGCCGAGGUACUACCCAACAGAAGAUGUUCCCCGCAAACUCCUGAGUCAUGGCAAAAAGAAUUUUGCCCUACACAAGAGGAAGCUGCGGGCUUCAAUAACCCCAGGAACUGUUGUGAUCCUUCUCACUGGUCGCCACCGAGGCAAGCGUGUGGUCUUUCUGAAGCAGCUCGGAAGCGGUCUGUUGCUUGUAACAGGCCCCCUUACUAUCAACCGGGUCCCCCUGCGCAGGGCUCACCAGAAGUUCGUCAUUGCCACUUCAACCAAGGUUGACAUCUCCAGUGUGAAACUUCCAAAGCACCUCAGCGACCUUUACUUCAAGAAGAAGAGGCUGCGUAAACCCAAACACCAGGAGGGCGAAAUUUUUGACACCGAGAAAGAGAAAUACGAGAUAACGGAGCGACGCAAGGCCGACCAGAAGCAUGUGGACUCCCAGCUCUUGCCCAUCAUCAAGAAGGUGCCUCAGCUGCGAGGCUAUUUGCGUUCAACAUUUUCGCUUUCCAAUGGAGUUUAUCCUCACAAAUUGGUUUUCUAAAUUGUCUGGAGACACCACAGUAAAGUUUGGAGAAAAAAAGAA